CCCAGUGGAACAGCCCGCACAUGUGUGGUUUAAGGCCCCGUCUGUUACCAUAGCAACGGAAGGCCCUCCCCGCCUCUUCCGGCUUCGCAUGGCGCCGUCUUUUCCGGUGCGGGGAGUAAUAUGGGGACAAUACACCUGUUCCGCAAAUCACAGAGAUCGUUGGUUGGAAAGUUAACACAUGAAUUUAGGUUGGUUGCAGCAGAUAGAAGGUCCUGGAAGAUCCUGCUGUUUGGUGCUAUAAAUUUAAUAUGUAUUGGCUUCCUGCUGAUGUGGUGCAGCUCUACAAACAGCAUAGCUUUAACUGCUUACACUUAUUUGACAAUCUUUGAUCUUUUCAGUUUGGUAACGUGUCUAAUAAGCUACUGGGUGAUGAUGAAGAAACCCAGUCCAGUCUAUUCAUUUGGGUUUGAGAGAUUUGAAGUUCUAGCUGUUUUUGCUUCUACGGUUCUGGCACAGCUUGGUGCUCUUUUUAUACUAAAAGAAAGUGCAGAGCGGUUUCUGGAACAACCUGAAAUACACACAGGGCGGCUGCUGGUUGGUACUUUUGUGGCUCUCUUUUUCAACUUAUUCACAAUGCUUUCUAUUAGGAAUAAGCCUUUUGCUUAUGUCUCUGAAGCUGCCAGCACAAGUUGGCUUCAGGAGCAUGUUGCAGAUCUUAGUAGAAGUAUUUGUGGAAUUAUCCCAGGAUUGAGUAGCAUCUUUCUGCCACGAAUGAACCCUUUUGUCUUGAUUGAUAUUGCUGGAGCUCUAGCCCUUUGCAUUACGUAUAUGCUAAUUGAAAUUAACAAUUACUUUGCUGUAGACACAGCCUCUGCUAUAGCAAUUGCUUUGAUGACAUUUGGUACCAUGUAUCCCAUGAGUGUCUACAGUGGUAAAGUACUACUUCAGACAACCCCACCUCAUGUGAUUGGCCAGUUAGAUAAACUUCUUAGAGAGGUUUCAACUUUGGAUGGUGUCUUAGAAGUUCGAAAUGAGCAUUUCUGGACAUUAGGUUUUGGUGCUUUGGCUGGAUCAGUACAUGUCCGAAUUCGGAGAGAUGCAAAUGAACAGAUGGUACUUGCCCAUGUCACUAAUAGAUUAUACACGUUGGUCUCUACCUUGACUGUUCAGAUUUUCAAAGAUGAUUGGAUCAGACCUACCUUAUCAUCUGUGCCUAUUGCAAACAAUAUGCUGAACCUUUCGGAUCAUCAUAUUAUUCCAAUGCCAUCUUUGAAAGCUGCCGAUAAUUUGAAUCCUGUCACAUCUACUCCAGCCAAGCCUAGCAGUCCACCACCAGAAUUUUCUUUUAAUACACCUGGAAAAAAUGUGAACCCAGUUAUCCUUUUAAACACUCAGACAAGGCCCUACGGAUUGGGCUUUAAUCAUGGAUCUGCACCUUACAGCAGUGUAUUCAAUCAAGGAUUUGGAAUACCAGGAAUGGGAGCAACUCAAGGAUUCAGAACUGGUUUUACAAAUGUCCCAGGCAGAUACGGAACAAACACUUAUGGUCAACCCCGACCAUAAUAAACACCGUUAUUUAUUGUACUGAGGGUAUUGACUUAAUUCUUUUAUUACCCAAUUUUUAUAAACAUUUGGAAUGUCAGGGCAUUCUAAAUGGCUGGGAACAAGUGCAUUGUUCAUAUUCAUGAAAUGGUUAAAUUGCUUUUUUUUUUUCUUUUUUUUUUUUUUUCCUUUGCAUCAGCAGUAGCCUGUGUAAUUGCACACAGAUUUUCAAGGUUUAUGAUACUUUACAGGUAGUUUUUAUAGUGUGUCUGUUCCAGUUCAGCUCCCUGCCCCCCAAGAAUGUAUUGAAAUACAGCACAACUGCAUAAGAGUAAACUGGUAACUUGGGGGGGGGCUGGGGAGAGAAUUGCUUACUGAAUGAUGAUUAGUUAAGAGAAUAGGGAGUUGCAGAAGUACACAUCCCAGUUCUUAAAAAUAUUUUGAUUGUUGUAUAAAUUCAUAUUUUGGCAAAGUUGCAAUGAGUUUUUCCUGGAUUGCAAAAAUCCAUCAAUAUUUGUAUUAUUGCCAUUGUGAAAACAAACUGGCAUUUCAGAUUCUAAUUAAUUUUAAGAGAGCAUGUUUUUACAUUUUUUGUUGAUGCUUUUAUAGGAGCUCAGAGAGUUCAGCAACUAUUUUCUAGUUGUAACUGUUCCAUAUUAGUCUCUGACUUUUUUUUUAGGUUUAAUUGCAAAAUUACUUAGCAAUAUACUGGGAAAUAAAAUAUUUCAAAUGUAAGAUUUUACAAGCACCUCUUGCUUAUGAUUAACCCUAUUGAAGAUACAAAACAGAUGUCUGUAUUGUUUGUGAAGCCAGAAUUUAAUUUUUGACUAUCGAAAGUAUUCUUUGAUUUGAUUGUGGCUUUGUAUUUUUCCUGUUUGUAUUUUUCCUGUAUUUUCAGGAAAAAAGACCCUGCUUAUAUGCCCAAUUUAUAUCCAGAAUACAAGUUGGUGAUUGCUGAAAUUGUUAGCAUCAGCACUAGAGUGGUUAACUUUGGGGCACACUGGGAACAAGACUGCCUAACUUGUCUCUGCCAUUGCAUUAUUAUUCUAUUGUACAUCUACAAGGCUUUAUUUCUUCUUCUUUUCUGAGAGAGCUGUUCCCUCUGACUGCUUUCUUUUUCUUCAUUGCUCUGAUGAAAAGGCCAUUUAGAAAUACUUUAAUUUUUUCUCUCCUCCCCUGCAGUAUGAAUCUUUUAAUUCCCUAAACAAUACUUCCACUGCGUGUUCUUCUGCAUCUUGGCUGUUUGGGAAUGGGUUGCCCAUUCUUACUGUUUCACUUGCAACUCAGGGUGCUAUAUAUAGAAUUCCACUUGUUAAUUUGUAUACAAAGUAAGUUUCUCCAUCUGUCCAAAGUACUUAGGGAGCUGCAGUAUCUCAGGGACUCCGCAGAUACUAAUAUAUUACGUGAAGUUAAUGGAUUCGAUAGAGAGAAAAAUCUUUUUCUCUUGUAGAACUGAGUUGGAAAAAACCCCCAGCCUUCGUGUGAAUUUUCAAGAUCUCUGAUCUCUUCACACUGGCUGUGGAGCACUUCAUUUCUCAUGAGGAUGUUGCUUUUCUGUUUAUUUCUCCACUACCUGUGUUACUCACUCUGACAUAUGGAAGAGGGCUUCACUCUUGCAGACAAAGCAAGGUGGCAUGCUGCAUGACAGUGUCUCGCUGAGAUCUUGUAGGCUGAGGGCAGUGUGCUGAGAACCACUGAUACACAGUAUACAUAAGUUGCAAGGAAGGAGUCUAGUUCUGUACUUCAUUUGCAGCAAAAAUAAUAGUGAGAGUGCUGUGUUAGAAAAUGUAACAACCUGGGAAACUUGCAUUAAAAAUGAUAGUGAACUUGCAAGUACUGGUGACAUUCAUCUGAAAGCAGCAUUAGCUCAGUCACCACCUUUCAUUAUUCUGUGUGUAGUCAGUCUCCUACUAGAUGUGCCCUUGCUGCAUGGAAAUUCACUGAAGCACAGAACACUUGAACAGAUUAUCUCUAUGUCUCGGGUGCUGAGCUAGACUGCACUCUCUACAGUAUCUUCAACACCUUGGAGUCGGCAGAAUGUUUACCCUAUACUACUCUUAUGUGGCCUGAGAACUGUUCCUUUCUCCAGUUUCAUAACCAAACAUUUCCUUUCUUGUGAUGUUUUAAAUAUAUUGUAUGAUACUGAUCACAUGCCUACUUGUUUUUAGUAGAAAAUUAAAGCUUCAUUUUAUUAAAAAAUGAGGCUGAUCUUUGAUUUAAAAAGGGAGAAGGGAGAACAGAAUCCCAGAAUUCUGAGUGCAAUAUAAUCACAAAAUAUUUUUUUGGAGUGAUUGUUUACAAUAUAUAUAUAAUCUGCAGAUGACAGAGAUUGGAACAGCUUUUUAGCUGCUUUAUUGUUAUGAAUAUAUUCAGACUAUUUGUUGAAUCAGCAUAGAGUAAAAUGUCUCCUUUUAUAUGAGGCAAAUAAAAUUAGUAUGAUCCUUAAAAUGACAAGGAAAAAAGUUGUCAUUUAUGUGCAGGAUUUUAUAGUUAUCUUUCUAUAUGUUGAUGUUUAAAUCAUUCUCUCAGGUGAUACUUCAAUCUCCAUAAGCAGAUGUGCGAAACUUUAGAACUAAAUGUUUUGCUGGGUCUGCUACCAGUCUAGACUGGGUUCUUGUGAUAAUUCUACCAAAAGGGUAUUUACUGCAUUUUUGUCUUUUCUAAUUGUGUUUUACUUUUAGUGUUAGGUGGUCACAAUCAGAAUAUUUGUUUGAAAUGUGGUGAAUAGGAACUGCUGAUUUAAACUGUCUUUAUUCAUGGUGAUCCAAAAGCUGUCCCAGCUAGAGGAAGAAGAGGGCUUGUCCUCACUGUCUUUUCUGUCUGCCAGAGGGUUCAGCGUUGUCAGUUCCUUAACCUAUUCAAACUGUUUUCAUAGGAAAGUGUCUGCUUGAGAUGCAGGUAAAUGCAUCAAGUUUUAGAGAGUCUGAUGGAUGUGUACCAUUAACAAGGUUUCUUGUGACAAAGUGAUAAUGUUGUUCAGUGUCUAGCAAACAGAGUUGUCCUGAGUGGGAGCUAGAGCUCUUACUGCAAAACAAAUAAUGAUGUGGUAUGUUUUUGUGGCAGCUUUAUCUAUUGAGUAAUGGCUCUUGAGUUCAUUUUGUUCUGCAUUCCCUUCCCCCAGAUAAUAACCACUUACACCUUUAGGAGGACUCUGACAUGCCAGUGACAGGGCUCCCAGGAACGGGAGAUAGAUUUGUAAUUGACUGAGAUGUGACAAAUCCUAUUCAAGGGGAAGACUUGUACAGCAGUCAUCCUGAUUUGUGUUAACUGCCGGAUUCCAUGAAAUCCUUUUUUUCGAUUUGUGUCCCCUGGUGCCACUAUCCAACUGGGAAGGAGAAACUGUCCAGGGACAGGAUCUUCAGUAUAAAGAUCACCUGUCUGAAAUCUUAAGUGACUAUCUGUACUCCGCGUAUCCAGAUCCCACAGAUUUAUAUUAGUAUUAUGUAUUAGUGGUAUCCAGUGUUGAAACUGCCAGUGUAAGCGAUUCCAGUCCAGGUCUUUUCACUUGUCAUCUUUGGGUAUUUAUCAAAUGACUAGACUUUCUCCUACCUGCUUUUUCUCCUUUGCAGUGAGGACCCAUCCUGCACCGUGGUCUUCACUUAGUGGCUAUUUUAGGUUUCCUCUGCUUGUUGUGGCUUAGAUUCUCAUUCCACAGGGUACAUUUUCUUUCCAGCAGUUAUUUUUUAAAUGAAAGACAGGUCAUUUCAAUUGCUAAGAUAAUGACCCUCCACUUUUUGAAAAAAUUACAGCCAUGUGCCUCUUCAAGUAAACUCUUCCCAGGACUCAAGUGCAGCUAAGAGAGGGCAUCUUUUUAUGUACUUAAAGGAUACCCCUUCAUGUUUUGAGAACCACUGAGUAUUAUUAUAGCAAUCUAUAUCUCACUCCAUUGAACUGAAUAGACACAACUCAGGAGAGCUGCAUGCUCAGACAGUGAAGAGUCUGUGGCAAAAUUGGUAUGUCAGACACUUGUUUUAAACCACGUGGUUAAAUUAUGAUUUCAGCUAACUUUCACAGAGGUUUAAAAAAAAAAGAAAGAAAGAAAGAAAGAAAGGAGGCAUUCCACAAUUAUAAUAACCCUCUGAUUCCCCCAUUUCAUAAUGAAGCCUGUUUUAAGUAAUUUUAAAAUUCUUGCAGAACCAGAGUAUCUAACAAAUUCCACUGCAGUGCACUGUGCAAAUACCUAAUGCAUUUUUUCAGAGUAUCUAACAAAUUACGAAGCACCACAAAAGAGCUCACCUAUAAAAACAUAAUUAGACACAAACUUGUUUAACAUUUCUGUAUAUAGCCAUUUUUUAGUCUUUUUUCUUCUUUAUCUUUGUACCUUUCUUAUCUUUUUUUGUUAUCUUUUUCUCCUCAUAGUGGGGCUCAGUAGAGAUAGGUGCCUUAUAUUGGUCAGAGUAAUCAGACUUCAGAAGAUGAUAAUUUAAAAUGUUAUUCUCACAGGCAGCAAUAGAGGAAAAUAUGAUAGCAAAUACUUCAAAUAGCUUUGAUUUAAUUACAUAAAUGUACAGCAAUAUUUAUCUGAAAAUAAACAUGUCUGUCCAAUUUUUA
Molecule: messenger RNA, 6033 nt
Organism: Dromaius novaehollandiae (emu)
Lineage: Eukaryota; Metazoa; Chordata; Aves; Casuariiformes; Dromaiidae
Gene: SLC30A6
Product: solute carrier family 30 member 6
Exons: 14
Coding region: 121-1503 (460 amino acids)
Biological process (GO): transmembrane transport; zinc ion transport
Cellular component (GO): Golgi apparatus; membrane
Molecular function (GO): monoatomic cation transmembrane transporter activity
Source: RefSeq, a predicted model, not a curated record